AUGGCUGCCAGGUCGUCGGAUGGGCUUCGUCUCCUGUCCGAUGUCAACAUCCCGGACGCAAGAUUGAACGACGACUCAUCCGGUGACGAUAAAAGUGUAAUUGAUCUGCGCGAUCUUGGUGGGGGGCCACGCGAUUCAUUUCGUAGUGACUUGACCGAUACACCACCCAAAGGUGUCGAUCAUGGCGAUCAACCUCAUGCUUUGCCAGUGCCAACCAAUAAACCAAGGCGUCGGUGUUCGGGUCUCUUCGUCACUCUUAUCGUCCUGGGAGUAUACACCACCCUCCUGUCUGGGGUCUUCUUCGUCGUCGCGUGUAUCAAGCCCUUCUAUGGCAGUUUGAUCGGCAACAAUGCCGGACUCACUGCCUCUUCCGCGUCCUUGCUGAGCGCCCUUUUAGCCAAAACAAUCGAGCUCUCUUAUGUCACAGUUUGUGUUGCAUUCCUGGGCCAACUGUUGAGUCGACGGGCUCUCACGCAUGGGUCUGAGGGUGUCAGCAUCGCCGACAUGACGCUGCGAACCUGGAUCACGCAGCCGGGAUCGCUGCUAAUGCAGUGGGACGUGUUGCGCUAUGUCGGCUGGACGACGCUUGGUGGGUUGACGCUGAUUGUUGCUCUGGUUGCGAUGCUGUAUACCACCGCUGCUGAAGCGUUAGUAUCUCCAAGCUUGGUUUUAGGCCCCGUCCAACCCCGACUUCUGCAGGGAAAUGUUUCCACCCAGUACUCCAACCCUUAUUAUUUGGAGGAUGCCUGUCAGAGUCCAAUCACUGCCGCCGUUGACCCGACAUCCUGGAAUGAGACCUGCCUGGCGAUGGAGAUAGCCGGCCGCUCAUACCAUGACUACUACCAAUACCUGCAAGGUUGGGCCGAAAUGCUGAAAGCCGGGAAUAACACCUCGACUGCACUUGCUUAUCGUCCGCAGCCACAUGCCUUGUUAUACGACAACACCACAGUAACGGGUCGCUGGAUUGAAAUUGUGAACACCACCGCCGUGUCCGAACAGCAUGGUCGAGUCGUCAACAAUGUUACUGCCGCCUACCCUCACGGAGGCCUCUUCGCCGCUGCUCGCAACCCCGCAAAUAAGAUCCAGCAGCCAGUUGAUAUGUCCGGCGAGGGUAAAUACAUUAUCCAAGCCUCUCUCCCUUCACCUGCAAUCAAUGUGAUGUGUGUCGGCAUGUCUCAUGACGAGCUGAAACCCCUCAUCUACACCGAGUGGCCCAACCAUAAGCCCUUCAACGCAUCGACUUGGGCAACCGCUGCACCAACCUACUCGAUCAACACGAACCGCACCGUCGUCGAUGACCUUUUCGGCUUCAGCGAAGACCAAGGCGCCCCUGUCUUUCCGAUUUACCCCAAAGACUACAACACCAUUCUAAAUCCCAAAGUUGACAACACAACCUCCAUCUACAUCUUAGGCAGUGCUCCUCCAGGUCACGACCCGAAGUACAUCCUCUGCAGCUUGCGCGGAAAGCUUUCCGGUCGCUGCUCAGCCCGGUACCAGGUCGACCCUAGCGGCGGUGACCUGAGCUCCCGCUGCGAAGACGCGGCCGACGGGCUCCAGUACAACCGGAUACAUCCUAACACGUCGGAGGAUCAAUACCUGAUGAACUGGAAAAGCGUAGGAUGGGAGUGGGCCGACACGGUGACGCUCGGGUCAGGCAUCAUGGGUGACAACGCCAGUAUCGAACGCACGCUGAUGGAAUUGAUCCCGAGUUUCGAUAAUACCACCAAUACCUCUUCGCUAGAUCCUCGACUCCCCUCGCUCAGUGAGGCUUUGGCCGUCUUAGCGGGGAGUACCGCUCUCCUCGGCAGUCAGGAUUCUCCAUUCGUUCCCGAUUGGAAUUACGCUGAGGCCAGUCUCGCUACCCCGGUUGUGCAGGUGUUCAACGCGACGCUGCAGUCCGCGGGCUAUGCGUCCGGCCGGACGAGUGACUGGCAGCAGGUGUUUUAUGUGAUUCUAGCUGUGGUCUUUCUGACGAACAUCAUGUGUCUGGGGUUCAUCCUCUUCCAGGGACGCGGGCAGUUAGUGACGGAUUUCACGGAACCGCCGAAUCUAUUUGCUUUGGCCGUUAAUAGUCCGGGGACGGUGCAUGCCUGGUCUGGAGCGCAGCUGGGAGCGGCAGGGACUCCGCGCUUGCGCGAUCGAUGGCAUGUCGAUAUGCGCGAGGAGAGCGGACAUUAUUAUAUUCGUACCCGGGGGCAAUUGCAGGACCUUGAGGAUAGGGAGGCGAACUAA
Aspergillus niger is the source of this 2232-nucleotide messenger RNA. RefSeq lists its product as uncharacterized. The record is from RefSeq and is a predicted model, not a curated record. Bases 1 to 2232 code for a protein of 743 amino acids. The transcript has 2 exons. Lineage: Eukaryota; Fungi; Ascomycota; Eurotiomycetes; Eurotiales; Aspergillaceae.